GAGGAUCGCCGAGCCGAGCCGUACACCGUGCAGCAGGCAGGCAGGCAGGCACAAGCCGCUGGGCGCGCAGGAGAAGCCGCAAACGCAUUUGAGCAGCCGCUAUACCUGAGACCGCGCGCAGAGAGCACAGGGCAGCCCGGGGAACUUGAGUGCACGAGGCCAGAGAUCCAAAAUGGGAGGCAAGCUCAGCAAAAAGAAGAAGGGCUACAACGUAAACGAUGACAAGGCCAAAGAAAAGGACGCCACAGCAGAGGGGGCCUCUGCCGAGGAGAGCGAAGCACCGAAGGACAACAAAGACGAGGCCCCGGCUGCUACCGACACUAAGGAGGUAGCAAACGACACGGCGGCCAAGGAGGCGCCGGCAGCAGACGCCGCAGCGCCCAAAGAGGAGGAAAAGAACGCCACUCCCGCCGCAAAGGAGCCCGAGAAGCCUGCCGCCAACGCCGAGCCCAAGACAGAGGCGCCCAAGAGCGCAGAGCCCGCCAAGGCCGAGGAGAAACCAGCCGCCGCUGCGGCCCCGGCCAAAGAAUCGGACCCCGCCGCCAAGGAACCCGAAGCUAAAGCUGCGGCACCUGCCCCGGCAGCUGAGAGCAAAGAUGAGGCCGACGCCAAAAAGACUGAGGCCCCCGCGGCACCAGCAGCCAAAGCCGAGGCGGCCCCCGCUGCCUCCCCUGACCCCAAGCCCACAGAGGCGGCGGCGGCGGCAGCUCCCGCGCCAGCAAAGGAGGCCGCCGCAGCCCCUAGUUCGACACCAGCCGCCGAGCCUCCCGCCAAGGAGGCGAACGCCACAGAGGCGCCAAGCAAGGAUCAAACCGUAGCAGUUCAAGAUUAAUGGACAGCUUCUUUUCGGAAAUGAAAAAAAAAUUUAAAAAAGUACCUAACUCAACGACGAUGAAGAUUAAAAAAAAAAGAAAAAAAA
Messenger RNA from Perca fluviatilis (European perch), 919 nucleotides. RefSeq names its product brain abundant, membrane attached signal protein 1 (gene basp1). The record is from RefSeq and is a predicted model, not a curated record. The transcript is spliced from 2 exons. Lineage: Eukaryota; Metazoa; Chordata; Actinopteri; Perciformes; Percidae. Bases 173 to 832 code for a protein of 219 amino acids.